GGAAUGAUGGUGUGGGCUUGUUUUUCAGACCCCUUAGUUCCAGUGAAAGGAACUUUGAAUCUUCAGGAUACCAAAACAUUCUGGACAAUUCCAUGCUCCCAACCUUGUAGGAACAGUUUGGAGCGGGUCUUCCUCUUCCACCAUGACUGUUCACCAGAACACAAAGCAAGGUCCAUACAGACAUGGAGGACAGAGUCUGACCUGGACUGACCUGCAUAGAGUCCUGACCUGAACCUAUAGAACACCUUUGGAUGAAUUAGAGCAAACACUGAGACCAGACCUUCUCCACCAACAUCUGUGUGUGGCCUGACCAAUAAAAAAAUCUUAUAUAAACUACUCCACCUUGUGGACAGCCUUCCCAGAAGAGUUGAGGCUGAAAUACCUGCAAAAGGUGGACCCACAUCAUAUUGAACUCUAUGGUUUAGGAAUGGGAUUCAAGCCGGCCCUGGGCUGCAUGAUGUCCUAGGUGAAAAGGAACACCACCACCAUUGUCGUCCGGAACAGAAACAACGGAGCUGCCUGGAAUAUGUUACAAUAAUUAUUUAUUUACUUUGAUUAUGGUUUAUGAUUAUCGUUUAUAAUAAUGCCCUCCCCCAAGCGGGAUUCAAACUGGGGAGCUUCGUGAUGGUGGGCAGGUGAUCUAACCGCUGCGCUGCUGUAUACCUCUAAGCCAUCGAGCAUGGUGGUUUUUAAGAAACAAGCAUCCCCAGUAUUAAAGGUUCAAAGAUAGGCUGCCCUGGGUAUAGUUGCCUAUGCCCAGGGCAGCCCUGAUGGGAUUGGACUUCAGUUCAUAUGUGAUAUGCCAGGGCAGGUGAGUGAAUCCUUAUGUGAAUGUGGUUUAUCUGUCUGUCACGUCACUAUAGCUAUAUGUAUGACCCAGGCAAUGAACAAUUAUGCAGUUAGUUAUCAGAAUAGCAGCAGGCAUAAGAAGAGAUACAGGCAAAAGUUCUUCACAAUACAUGGGGGUUCCAUUCCUUAUCCCAGCUCCCUUAGUCUGAAUAAAAAAACAUCAAGUUCAAGGCCCCAACUGACAGCAUCCUCGGUGAACGUCUGGCAAUGGAGAGCUGAGGAUGUGAUGCUGGAGGACAGAGCCUCAUGGGAGGACAAGCCCCUGCAUGGGAUGUACCACCGGACAAUAACUGAUGUGGCUGAUAUCAAGAAGUCCUACCAAUGGCUAGAGAGGGCUGGCCUGCAGGACAGCACAGAAGCUCUGAUCCUGGCAGCACAGGAACAAACCCUGAACACCAGCGCGAUAGAGGCUCAGAUCUACCACACCAGACAAGACCCAAGGUGUAGGCUGUGCAAAGAGGAAACAAUCCAGCACAUACCUGCAGGGUGGAAGAUGCUGGCUGGGAAAGCAAACAUGGAGAACCACAACCAAGUAGCUGGAAUAAUAUACAGAAACAUGUACAGAAUAUGGA
This is a messenger RNA of Oryzias melastigma (Indian medaka), 1421 nucleotides long. RefSeq lists its product as uncharacterized. The record is from RefSeq and is a predicted model, not a curated record. Lineage: Eukaryota; Metazoa; Chordata; Actinopteri; Beloniformes; Adrianichthyidae.